CCAUAAAAAUUGUGGGCCGGAAUAUUGGGCCGUUUAUGAGUAAACGGGGGCCCGGAUUGGUACCCGCCUGAUUGUCUUUCAGCACAAAACCUUCCGAGACUGAAGAGUAGAAGAGUCGAGGAUGGUGGGUGGUGGAGGAAACAAGAAAGUAUUGGCGAGUUUUGUGGUUUUGAUGUUUCUGGGAAUCGCGGUCUACUUUAGGCUUUGGACCAUCGAUUACAGAGUUUCUUCUGAUGAAACCGAGCUCAUAAGACGACAGUUUGACCUUGCUAAUAGAGAGGCAAUGGAUGAAUCUGCUGAGUGGAGGCUGAAAUAUGAUGUAGAAGCAGAAAGGUCUACCAAGUGUAUGAACGAACUCAAACAGAUGAAGGGAUCUCUUGAGGAGGACAGAAAUGCUGCUAAUAUCAAGCAGAAAUUGGUGAUGCUACAAAAGGAAAAUAUCGCCUUGGUUGAACGAAUGGAAGUCUUGAAACAAGAGCUUGAGGCUGAAAAGCUGAAGUGCAGCUUGCACUAGUUUAUAAGAUCAUGAUCAAUCUCACUGUGCAAUUUUUAUACACAUCCAAGAAACUAUUUCCAGAGCACAAUCUCCAUUUUGCAAGGUUGCUGCUUCCAUUGAUUAUGCGAGAGGGAGGUAUUUUUGGACUAGAUGUUGAUGCCCGUUGCAUCUCUGGUUUUGUGAUGCUUACCUGGAAACUGAGUUGUCUUCAUAAAUUUGCUGUGCUUUUCUUAAAGGACUAUACAAUGAUUUUUUUUCUUUUCUUUCCCCCUCACCUUAUCACUACGAAUUAAGUCAUAGUUUCUGUA
Messenger RNA from Rosa chinensis, 804 nucleotides. RefSeq lists its product as uncharacterized. The coding region runs from base 122 to 514 and encodes 130 amino acids. NCBI's taxonomy places the organism in Eukaryota, Viridiplantae, Streptophyta, Magnoliopsida, Rosales, Rosaceae. The transcript has 4 exons. The record is from RefSeq and is a predicted model, not a curated record.